UCUGUUCGCUGAAAUGGAAAGCAGAGUCCAAGCAUUACGUGGAGGUGAACAUUGGUUUUAUGGCACCCAACCCACUGCGCUGCAAGAUAAAGGUAAGGACAUGGAUAUAAAGCCAGAGUGUUUACUCACUUGUCCAGGAAACUCAAGACAGCCACAAUAAAUCAUACUCCUGCUCCACUAUGAACCCUGCUCAGACCGCCCUCAAGACUAAACUGGAAGAGCUGGAGUGUCACUUCACCUGGGGACUGGAAGUCAGCAGGUACAAGCUGCUCAUUCACAGAGAUCACCUGGAGGACAUUGGCAGUGACGAGAGCUUUCCAUGGCUGGGUCAGAUGUACAACUUGUGGGCUUACAUACACCACACCCUGGACUCCACUGACGCAGCCCUGCAGUGCCUCAGUAAGGCAGAGGAGGCCUUUCACCUAAACAGUCCUUCAGACACGAUGGGUCCUUGGCAGCUGGUCCACUAUGGGAACCUAGCCUGGGUGCACUAUCACCUGGAUAACCUGGCGGAGAGCCAGCGGUGCGUGACAAAGGUUGAGGAACUGCUACGAGAUUACCCCUUGCCUUCCCAGGGAGAACUGCACCCUGAGGUGUGUGUUGAAAAGGCCUGGACCCUCAUGAAGUUUGACCAGGACAAAAGACUGAAAGCAAUAGAUUACUUUCAAAUGGCUAUUAGGAUGGAACCUGAGAGAAAGGAGUGGCAAUCAAGCCAUGCCUUGGCCUUAGACUCAGUCUACUAUUUUCAUCCAAACAACCAACAGAAGGAGUCUGAGGUUCUAGAGGAGCUGAGACUUGCCAAGGAACACGAUCCAGACAACUUGUAUGUAGCAAGUAUCUAUCUGUUAAGACUUGGCCGGAGUGGCCAGGUGAAAAAGGAGGAAGCGCAACAGCUAGCGCAGCAAAUUUUAAAGAAGCCUGUCAGUUGCUACAGUGGUCUUAGACCCUUACUUCAGUUUUACAGAACAUAUUUAUCACACAAUGAAGCUAUUGACCUAGCAGACGAGGCUCUGGAAAGACAUCCAAAUGUGCGCUACCUGAAAAAACAGCUAGCGAAAUCCUACAGAUGGAAAAUAUUUUCAAUGGAGGACAGUCCGAGGAGGCAGAGCAUGUGCGACAGAGCCAUCAGUCUCUAUACAGAUGUGAUCUCACUCUAUCCAGAGACAUCACUAAAGGUCAAACUGGAGCUUGCAAGCAUCUACGCAGAAUCAGACAUUGACAGGACAGAACUAGCCAAUCAGAUCUAUGAGAAUUUAUUGUCCAGCGAGCAGGAUCCAUACGAGUUGCAGAUGCUCUACUUCCAUUACGCUACAUACAAAAACUUCCACAUCCAGGAUCGCAAUGCAUCAAUUGAUUAUCACAAGAAGGCAGCAGAAAUACCAAAUCCUAACAAAUACGGUAAAAAGAGUUUCAACAUCUUGAGGAAGAUUGAACAACGGGGAAGAAAUCGAAGAUGUGCAGAAAUCUUGGAAUUUCUCGAAAACCUUUCUUCUCACAAUGAAUAAGAGCAAGGAGGAGAAUUAACCAAUCAAAGAGGUUAACCAAAUUGAGGGUCCCAUACUGUACAUACAAUGUAUUUUAUUUUUAUGCUCUUUGGGCUCUUUAGACCAGGUUGCUGCUAUGCAAAUUGUGCCAAAUGUUUUUUGUUGUUGAAAGCGCCAUGCAAAUAAAACUAUUGAUUUAAUUA
Messenger RNA from Salmo salar (Atlantic salmon), 1687 nucleotides. Its product is annotated as interferon-induced protein with tetratricopeptide repeats 2. Gene Ontology annotation, cellular component: cytosol. Lineage: Eukaryota; Metazoa; Chordata; Actinopteri; Salmoniformes; Salmonidae. The record is from RefSeq and is a predicted model, not a curated record. Gene Ontology annotation, molecular function: protein binding. Gene Ontology annotation, biological process: defense response to virus.